AUGGCUUCUCACUCGGAAAACGACGUCGUGCCCGAAAUGAUCGACCAUCGACAUAUGCAGAUGUGGAGGUUUGUGUUUUUGGAACGAAAAGGAGAACGGUUUAAACGAUGACACCAUUGUGAAUCAGAAGGGCGGAAUGGAAUGCGGAGAAGCGAUAAGAAGUGAGAGAGUGACACGUGGAAAUUACAUCAGAAUCAUUGAGCUCAUGGCUCAAUGGUAAUGUAAUUGAGCUCAGAGCCACCUAGUUAUCAGGCUCUAAUUUCAAUUCCCAACAUCACGGUAAUGUCUUUUCCUCUUCUGAUCCCUCCUCAAUCCCGCUCCGUCUCCAGUUCUCUUCCUAAUGCCAACAGUUGGCUUGGUGCCAACUCUUGCAUGUUUUGCAACAAAAGAAGCAGGUGACACUAAAAAUAAGAAGAAUGAGAUAAAGAGCGAGACGUUUGAAAUGAUUACAGAUGGCUGCACAGUCGGAAUGGAGUCCGCACGAACACUUCGGAGACGUCGUUCGAGUCUUCCAUUUCCGUCUCGACCAGCAGCUUCGACUUUAGGUACGUCAUUUUCUUCUUCUUCUUUUCCUUCUUCUUCUUUUCCUUCUUCUUCUUCUUCUUCUUCUCCUUCAUCCAUUUCUUAUUCGCUUCGCUUCCGACCAGUCCUCGUCUCUGCGCCCUCCACGUCUUCCGUUCUCUUCGAUAAAUUGGCCUACAUUGGGAAUGUAAGCGAUUCGUUCGUCGGCCGGCGCCUUCUUGUAUUCUCCCAAGAUUCGACUGUUUUCUGCACUCUAUUCUCUUCCGAUGGGUCCGCUGGCGUUCGUGCUCAUGUGCCAGUACUCGGGAAAUCUGCUCGUCCAAUUCGUUUACUACAUCCUCUCCGAAUACGUCCUCGAACAUUUCGAACGUCCACUUCCGGAGCAGGAGCUUUUCCUUGAUUGACAGCUGAGGACACCUGGUCGCGACGAAAAUAAACGAUGUUUGAUGUUGUGUUGAUGGAAUUACACACUGAAAUUCGCGAGCGAUAACGGAUCUCCCGAAUAGUUUAUCACAUUCGAAAAGAGCGGAGAAAGUGGGCGAUUUGUCACCUGAACAAGCUGGAAUUCCACACUUUUGCAUUGUUUUUCUUGAAAAGAAUUAGAUAAAGAAUAGCACUGAAUUGAAAGAAUUGAACAAAACAUGAAAUGGUUCACAUUCUUCACAGACCUCUGGAAUGGAAGGAAUGGUUGCAAAGUACGAAGCAUUCUCUCUCUUUUUUCCAGAAUACAAACGUGUUUGUCGUUGUUUCACUGCACUCCGCUCUCAAAAAGUUCUUGUGUGUGUGUGUUCCAAAUGAACAAACGUACUGCUUCGUACUAUUUGAGUUGCUCCGAGAGACUUAUGCUCCAUCUCUCGCUCCUCUCGGUUCCAAACCCGAUCCAUUUCUUUCUCCGUCUGUGUCUCUGUUCCUCGAGACAACGUGCAAAUAAUAACGCAGCGAUCACGGAGAGCGUCAAGAAUGUGAGGAAUUCGAAAAUCGGCCCAGGGUGUCGUGGCUGAGGCCCAGCCGCUCCCGCCCGGCCGCCUGCGUCCACCUGAUCAUUCGGAUGAAAUGUUCCUGUGCAACGCGACGACCGUGGCGCCGUUCGACGUCUCCUGGAAGUGUCCAAGUUGGGAGGCGGCGACUCCGUCGAGAUGGUAAGUGCCGAGAUCCACCGUCCGUCUGUUUGUCCAUGUUUUGUCGGCUGCGUCUUGCAAUCUCGUUCCCGCGCAGGCGCAACAUACACACGAGAAAUCAGUGCGAAUUCGCAGACCCAGACGAUACGGGCAGUCUGUAGCAAACGGGAAGACGAAGAAGACGAAGUAGAAGAAGACCGUCAUUUUUCGAAUUUUCCGAAUUUCUACUGUCGCGCCUUCUUCGUUUCUAGUUUCAGAUCGAUUUAUCUCUUUCUCUCCGCCUCACGAGCGGAUGCGACUAAUUGGUCAAGUUGCCCGUCUCCGUCCGGCCGAAGACGUCGUCGUCGUCGUUCGUCUUUUUCGCGACGACGGCAGCGACGACGAGACGUUAAUGUUGUUUUGGUGUGCCGUAGUUGGCCCUCUUAUCAUAUCACUUUGAUGGCAAACUGUUUAGCACUCGCUUCUUUCGGUUUUGUCCCCCCACUCCACCUCCCUCUUCUGCCAAGACGACCUCGGUGUAAAGUGAUCGUCUGGAAGAGGGUGAAUGCCAACCUGAUCCUCCUCACACGGCCUAUAAAUUCGCCCCCAGAAAGUCUGCGAACAUCACGUGCGUCUCUCUUAUCAUUAUUCGUCGUGAAGAAUCGCAGAUUUGUCCUUCGCUUUCGUGUACGUUUCAUCAAAUUUUCUUAUCCGCUGUGACAACCAAAUCUGGCUGGAUGUUCGAUUGUAAACAUUUCGGCGCUUAUGUUUCCCCAUUGCCGCCUGCCAUUCUUUUUUUCCGAAAUAGAAGCUAUUCACUGCGAAUUUCUGUCUCCAAAGUAUAGUUGAUAACGGAAGAAUUCGCUCAUCUCCCACUGGCAGCUCGUCUCACAAAGACCGGUUGAUUCAAAAGAAUUCUCCAAGAGAUGACAACGUCUUCGUUUUCUUGAAAAGUCGUUAUGAGGUGAUUGAUGAUAAUUACCCAGAUUUCAUGAAACCCCCAAUCAAUGUUGUGAUAGUGACAUCUCAUCGGUUACUGUAGUCCUAUUUUGCCGUAUCAAUCGAAUUCCAACUACCGUAUUCCUGCCAGAAACACCUCUGACAUCGUACGAAAAGCUCCAUAAAAUCUAACGGCGUUCGUGGGCUUUCGCGAGUCUAACCUAUAAUUAGGAUUGCGUGACGCGUCAGCCACUUUCUGUCCAUCCGCCCUUUCCUUCGUUCAUUCUCCAGUUUUCAGCGCCGACAUGUCCCGUUCCAUCGACUCGUCCAGCUCGCGAAUGCUCCCUUCUCCGAUCACCAACUUCGUCACUCCGUCCUCUUCGUUCUCCAGCCACCAAAUCCAUGGUAACCCGUCCCUUUCCCCAACUUCGAACUAUUCAUGCCUUUCAGACAUUUACUCCUUGGCUGCUAGUUACCUCCAGGCCCCUCCACCUCCGUACACUCCGACGACAGCCUUCCAUCCGCACAAUGCUUCCCAGCUCCUUCUACUUCACAACAUGGCCGCUGCCGCUCAGGUGAGCCCUUUCGUUAUGUCGCUCAUACCUCAUCUCAAUGUUUCAGACGCCCGAUGAUGCUGACGUCGACGUCGUCGGUUUGGCUGACACAACCAAUCUGGUGUCAUUGAAUGACAAGGAGGAGGAGGAGAAACUUAAUCAGACCGUUUCGGAAGAAUCCGAUCGGAUAAGCAUAUCCACUACAGAGGAUAACGUGAGUUUGACCGAUCCACGGAGAUUUCCAUUCGAUUCCAUUUUCAGCCACUCGAUCUGAGCUGCAAGCCAACUUCUUUGGACUCUCCAACUUCCUCUUUCGCCGCUUUACGGCCAUCGGUCAUCAUCGACCAUCACGCACAAAGUCAGUUCCCACUCGGAGUCUCCCUCCAAUGUAUUCCAUUUCAGAAUCUCACACAUCAGUCCGACGCUCCAUGUCAUCUGUAUCCUCUUCGGCGUCCUCAACGCAAGAAGAAGUGGCCGCCCAUUUCCGCAGAUCACUCUCUGGUAAAUGGCCGAAAAGAUGCAAAGUGAAUGCAGACGAGGUGAGAAAUAAACGGAAUGCGUUGGUGAACCGAGACGUGCUGCAGGCCCGGAACUCUCCGCUCCGCCGUCGUCCCUCAUUCAACACCCACACAUCCGUGUCUUCCCUUUCGGCCCAUUCCGUCUCUCCUACUCCGCUGAACGUGCCGUCUCAGACGAUUAUUGUGAACAAUCACUGUUCAGGUGAGUCUCCUUUUCCUCCUCUUCCCGCUCAUUUCUGCUUUUCUUCCAGACACUUCCCUCUCGGUCGCUGAUCAUUUCCGUCGUGCGCUCUUCGGAAAAGGAAUCUUCGAUUGGCAAAAGAAGUCCAACCAGUGA
This is a messenger RNA of Caenorhabditis sp. 36 PRJEB53466, 3967 nucleotides long. NCBI's taxonomy places the organism in Eukaryota, Metazoa, Nematoda, Chromadorea, Rhabditida, Rhabditidae. The record is from the annotation of a GenBank genome assembly.